UAACCAGAAAAGAGAGAGAACGAGACAGAAGGGAGAAGGUGAGAGAGAGAAUUUUUAUUCUACAACUGUUAGAGUAACAGUCAUUUUCUUUUCUCCAUCAUCACAACAAAUUUGAUCUUCAUUCGAUCUCCAAGUUACAUUUCGAAUCGAAACAAAAAGGAGAACAAUUUUUUUCUAUUCUUUUUUUCUCUCUGUCAGUUAAUCUCAAUUCUUGAUUCAAAAUGGAUUCAGAAGAAGAAAAAAUUUUGAUGACCACAACUCGUCCCGCUGUUGGACAUACAAUUUUAAAAAUGGAAAGGUUAACAGCUACUCAGCUAGAUGAAAAUGGAGCCAUGCAUGUGGGUGGUGGUGAUAACAAGGGAAUAAUAAUCAAUCGUCCUGGUGUUACCGUUAAAAGUGAUCUCGAUGGUAAAGCUGCUCACCUUAAUUUGUCAUUUAAAGUGUUCCUAGUUAACUUGACAACAACCAAGGCUCAUGUUGAGGAACAUCGAAGUCUCAAAUUCUGGUUUAAAGAAGGAAUCACUGAAUCUGAUCAACUCAUGACGGCUCAAGAAUUUUUCCGUGAUCUAGUCAAUCCAAGUGAUUUUCCACGUGAUUAUGUUGGUUUUAUAAUGAAGGUUAUCAAGCUUUUACAGCGUAAAUUUUUAACCAUACGACAAAUUCAAUUGGACAUGAAACAAUCAGAAGAGAAAAGUGAAUUACCAAGUCGACCGGAAUCAAUGGAAACAGUUACAACAAUUAACUUGGAUAGUUUGGUUAAUAAUAAUGAUUCUAGUGAUGAAACAAAUAGCAAGAGUCAAUUUAAUCUUCCAAUUCCUCUGAUUUCAUCUAAUUAUCAUAAUCUUAAUCUAUCACCAUCAGCUAAAUCAUCUUCAUCAACAGGCUCAUCUCAGUCACAUUAUAUUGAUUAUUAUGAUGAUUCGGGAAAUUAUAGCUCUUCAAUCAACGAUUCUGAUUCUUCAUUUGAUGGAAAAGUUUCCGUUGAUGAAGCAGCUUUGGGAGCAAUUGUUGAAUUAACUCAGUCCCGUGUCCUGGAAAUAAUUGAAUCCUCUUAUCCAAAUGCAGUUACCCUUGAAGAUAUUGUCAAGACAACCAAUUCAACUGAAGAGGAGGUUAACUUUCACAUUAUUGAUCUUAUCUCCAAAAAUAUCAUUGAACCCAUGGAUAAUCUUGGUUUUAUCAGGGUUAAUCGGAAUGAUACUCAAGUUAAAAUGGUUAAACAAAUGCCUAAAGUACAAAAAUCCCAGCAACCAACCAUUGCCAUCAUAACAGCUCAAUAUUGUGAAAAAUUGGCAGUUGAUGCAAUGAUUGAAGAUAAAGAUACUUAUGUUAAAUAUAAGACUGAAGGUGAAUCAAAUGUUUACACUUUGGGUACCAUUGGUAAACAUCGGGUUGUCUCAACCAAAUUACCAACCAUAGGAACCACGAGAGGAGAUAUGAUUGCCGCUGGUAAUACAACUACAAGACUUUUAGGAACCUUUCAACAUGUUGAACAUGUUUUCCUUGUUGGACUCGGCGGUGGUGUUGCCCAUUAUACGGAUUUCAGUAAACACGUACGAUUGGGUGAUGUUGUCGUUUCAAUACCUCCACCUACAAACAGUAAUUCACCCACACACAAGCCCUACAUUUAUAUUCACUGUGAAAAAGUGACCAGUUUAGCGGCAGAGGAAAAGGGCAUCAACGCUAUGAACGGUGAAGAUGAUUCAGCUGAUGGUUUCUCUUUCCGUACAUGGGGACCAGUGAAUUUGGAAUUACAAGAGUUGUCACAAAAGUUAUGGAAAGAAGGGAUUACUGGUGAUUCCAAGCGAACCUGGGAAACUUAUCUGACCACUGGAUUGACCGCUUUAGAAUCACAUGAAACUGAUUUCAAAAGACCACCGGUUGAAACUGAUAAAUUGUUCAUGGCUCUUGGUGCGAAAGAUGUUCUUGAAGUUAUUCAUCCUGAAGUCCCUGAGGGAGUUUAUGAUCCUCGUGCUUCCGGUAUGCCAAUGGUUCAUUUUGGUGCCAUUGCUUCAGGUCGAUCAGCUGUUCGUGAUGAUCAAGUUCGAGCUGAGAUCGCGACCAAGUUUGGUGUUUACGCUUUCGACUCUGAAUUUGAUACGGUUGUUGAAUCUAUUCAUGGUAAUCGUAAGGAGAAAUAUAUUUUCAUCCGGGGAAUUUGUGAUUACAAGGAUGGUACUCGAAAAAAGGACUGGCAACCAUUUUCAGCGCUGGCAGCGGCUUCGUUCAUGAAAUCGAUGAUUAUGUUGCUACCAUCAACAACGGACGAAUAAUAUAAAUUAUCAACGAUCAACAACUGAAUCAAAAUUCAUUCAACUCUUUAACAAAUUUCCUUGAAAAUGCAAAAAUUUGACCCAAACAAAAUGAAACCUUAUUGUUAUCGGAACAUCAUCAAAUUAUCUGACAAUUAAUCAAAUUAUGAUAACAAUUUAUUAAUCAAAAGACAUGGAAUUGACUUUACUCAUUACCAUUCAUUUGUUUCAUUCAAAUCUUCACCAUUAUUAAUUAUUAUUAUUCAUCAACGGGAAUCAUCUGAUUAACCCUAUUCACCUUAAUCAAAGCAUUUCUGACAAUAUCAUUUGUUAAUUUCUUCAUCAACAUCUUCAUCAUUUCAAUUAGAACCAGGAUCUCGACAUGAAAUUUAUAUUCACAACAAUUAAUAUAAAUACAAAAAAAAAUCUAAUUACAUCUUCGGACUCUUUGGUUGGUAAUUUAUACCAAAUGUUAUCCUAUUUUCAAGCCUAUGGAUAGAAUUGGAUUAACAGUUUUAUUAUUUUCCAACAAUUUAAUUAAUUAUAAUCUAUUAAUAUAUUAUAUUGCUAAAAUUAGUCAACUUACAAUUAUAAUUGUAUAUUUUCAUCAAAGACUCCUGAUAAUUGUUUAACUAUUACAAUCAACAAAGAAACAGUUGAUUUGAUUAUUUUUCAUUUGGAACAUAUGAUUUUACCUUGGAUGCAAUUAAUCAAUUAACUAAUCAACUUUAGAUUUCACUGAUACCAUUUUUCUUAUUCAAAUCAAAUGUAAUCCAAUUCUCACUCUGGUCAAUUUAAAUCUCUCUCAAAGUCAAACAAUUAACUGAUUUUUUGGACGUUAUUUUGGUUCAUCAAUUAUCCACAAGUUAAUCCAAUCAAAUUAACAAUACCAACAAACUAAAGGUCAACAGUUAUGAUUUUUAAAUUGUGUUCUUAAUUACUUGACCCAACAAACUACAAUGGAAAUUAAAAUCCUGAUUUUAAACAAUUGACAAA
This is a messenger RNA of Panonychus citri (citrus red mite), 3248 nucleotides long. RefSeq lists its product as uncharacterized. Gene Ontology annotation, molecular function: catalytic activity. The record is from RefSeq and is a predicted model, not a curated record. Bases 222 to 2273 code for a protein of 683 amino acids. Gene Ontology annotation, biological process: nucleoside metabolic process. Lineage: Eukaryota; Metazoa; Arthropoda; Arachnida; Trombidiformes; Tetranychidae. The transcript has 8 exons.